UCUAACACGUUUCACGCCAUCUUGAUAUUACCCUCCUAGUUUGUCAAGUCGCACAACAAUUGAUAAGCACAGCAAGUGAUAAGCAAAACUGUUGCCACGGUGUCUGAAAUGAACGGUUCCCGCAACAAACCGUUACAAACAGUCAGCAAGGGGCAGACUGACGCAGACAGCGGCACGGAGAGCAGCCAUAAGGACAGAAAGAGCGGCGGAGGCAUGCUGAAGAAGCUGAAGUCGAGGCGCAGCCAAACGGAUAAGUGGCCUGCGGUCACAGAGGAUGAACUCCGGGCUCUAGGAAGAGAUAUUACCCCGGACCAUGUCCUGGGCCUCCGAGCUGUUACGGAAGACUAUCUUUGCAGACUUGAAGAUAAUAUCUACAAUGUUGACUUCACACGUUUCAAAAUCAGAGAUCUUGAGACAGGGACAGUCCUGUUUGAAAUUGCCAAACCUCCCAACAGCGGUCCUGUGGAGAAUGAAGAGGAGAGUGGAGAUGCUGACACGAGUGCAGGGCGUUUUGUCAGAUACCAGUUUACACCAGCCUUCCUAAAACUCCGCACAGUUGGUGCAACAGUGGAGUUCACAGUGGGUGACCGACCCAUUAACAGCUUCCGUAUGAUUGAGCGGCAUUACUUCCAGGGACGCCUUCUCAAGAACUUUGACUUUGACUUUGGCUUUUGCAUUCCUAACAGCCGCAACACAUGCGAACACAUUUAUGAGUUUCCGCAGCUUCCAGACGACCUCAUUCGCCAAAUGGUUGCACACCCUUAUGAGACCAGAUCAGACAGUUUCUACUUUGUGGAUAACAAACUCAUCAUGCACAACAAGGCAGACUAUGCCUACAACGGUGGUCUGUAAUACCUGAUGGGGAGAAAAGAAUGCAAUACCACCCAGGAGACAGAUUUCCUGGAUUGCACCCCUCAGUAAAUGGGGUGAAGGCAGAAAUUUUCUCUUCUUUUUUUUUUUUUUUAAACAGAAUGCAGCACCAUACUUAACGACAAAAAAAAAACCCAGACCAGACCAUAUCUGCCUUCAUGUGCAAUCACGGAUCCAUUCAUCAGUACCUCUAAGAGCUCAGUUUCUGGGACUCAGAGAGGAUGUUUAAUUCAGUAUUUCUGUUCUAUCUGACUGAAAGCUUUCUGUUCUCCAUUUGGGUUGUCAUACAUGUAUAAUGUAACUGCUUGAACACUUUUGCCUUAAUUUCCUGCUGUCUCUGCUGGAAAGGGACAUUUUGAGUUACAGAGCUCUUGUGGCAAUGCCUAUAGACUGUUAGUUGUAUUUCAUUUGAUUACAGAUGUUAAAAAAAAAAAAAAAUUUUUUUUUUUUUUUGAGCUAAACUACCUUUUGCAAGUGACAAUUGUGUUUCCUUUAUGGAAAAGCAAGCAUUAACUAGAUGAUUCUGUAUUAUUAUGUUAAUAGAUGUAGCGUUAAUAUUUCUGAGUUUGAUUCUUGAUCAGAUAUGAAUUGUGAGAAAUUGCUACUGUUUGUCAGCUAUUUAAGCUUGGUGUCCAUUUUAUGAAGUACAAGUUGACCAGCAUCUUCUCUGGUAGAUUAUCCUUUAAUUGAAGGAUGGCAUGCUACUUUUUUUUUUCUUUCUUUCUUUUUUUAUAAUUUCAGGUGUGAUUUUUUCAUUCUGCUAAGCUCUGUUACAUUUUUAUAACAAAUGCUUUUCCUUCUCUUAGUUCUAUCAAACUCUGGGAAAGCAGUAGAAUCUAGUUACUAGACUUUAAAUGUCUUUAUGUGCUGUCCACGUCCAGAAGUGUUUGUUCUGCCUUCUUUGCCCACUCCAAUGUGUAACUGCACACUUAAUUCAUCCUGGUUUAGUUUUCACAGCAGUGCUGUGAACCCCACUCUUUAGCAACUGAGUUUGGCCAAAAGUGCGGUAUACCUAUUGAACUGAGAGCACGUUCUUCUCCUUUGAGGCUAGGUUCUCAGUUUACUAAUGAAAUACCACAGUAGCACACAACUUGACAGUACAGAGGGACGUAACUUGGUAGUUGGAUCUAUUUUUAAUGCUGCACUAGGGUAGAUGCAGUCGUUGACCUGUUUAAUAGAGGAUACUGGUGACUGUGCAAUUUUAACCUGUUUAUUACAAAUUGUGUGAUUUUUAAAUUGUACACUAGUUUCCAUUGUGUACAUUUACAGUCUUAAUGCAAUACCAGCCCUGCUAGAAGGCCUACUUGUAGGAGAGGUGAUUUCCUGUGACGCUCUGAAUUGCAUAAUGCUGAAAAGUUGUCCAUAAUUUAUUCAGAACAGCUACAGUUAUGAGUUUGAAAUUGGGCUCCGUUUGCAGUGUGAUUAUCUAAUAUCGCUUCUUAGUUCCAUUUAUUUGUUUUUUAGAUUACUGAAAUGAAUGCCUGUAAGGCAGGUAAUAAUAAUGAAAACUCACAGUAAAGUGUAUUUGACAAUAUGCAUUUAAGUCAUACAUUUAUCAGGGCUUCCUCUUGUUGUACUGUUAUUGAUUCUAUGUGCCUUGAAUCCAUUUUUCAUUAUUUAAUGUGAGGAACCCAUCCACCUGUAGCAGUAAGCUGAAGGGAAGCAAAAUUACCUCAUGUUGCAUUCUUUUUCUUCAUUGAUGUAGCAUUACCAUGUAUAAAACAGGGUGUAUCCCUCUUUAGCUGUUGUACAUUUUUUACAGUGAGGAAGAGAAGUGACAACACAUUAUGUGGUCCAUUAGUACCCACGACAGGUGGGAUAUAUUAAGCACACUUUUUUUUUUUUUAAACAACUGUGCCCUCUUUUUUUUUUUUUUUUUUUUUGUAAGUUGGACUUUAUGGACUCCUUCUGUCACCUGUUGCAUGGUCACCAGUUUUUAUAUUGACUAGUUUUACAAAUGAUGUUUAUGUAUGAUCCAAUUUGAUGUAAAUAAAAAGAAAAGGUGAAUGAA
Messenger RNA from Archocentrus centrarchus (flier cichlid), 2881 nucleotides. RefSeq names its product unc-119 lipid binding chaperone B (gene unc119b). Bases 109 to 852 code for a protein of 247 amino acids. The record is from RefSeq and is a predicted model, not a curated record. Gene Ontology annotation, molecular function: lipid binding. Gene Ontology annotation, cellular component: cilium. Gene Ontology annotation, biological process: cilium assembly; lipoprotein transport; nervous system development. The transcript has 5 exons. Lineage: Eukaryota; Metazoa; Chordata; Actinopteri; Cichliformes; Cichlidae.